Coffea arabica (coffee) is the source of this 1506-nucleotide messenger RNA. RefSeq names its product tryptophan aminotransferase-related protein 3-like. Gene Ontology annotation, biological process: amino acid metabolic process. Lineage: Eukaryota; Viridiplantae; Streptophyta; Magnoliopsida; Gentianales; Rubiaceae. The record is from RefSeq and is a predicted model, not a curated record. Gene Ontology annotation, molecular function: transaminase activity; carbon-sulfur lyase activity.
AUGGAGAAGCAAUAUUUGAGCUUGACAUACAAAUUUUUCUUGGUUUGGUCCGUAUCGCUCAAUUUUCUUCUCUUUUCUUUGGUAAUUAGUCGUAAUUCAGAGCUGAGUUGGAGCAAAAAAGCAGCUGCGGAAGCUGAAGCUGCUGCUUCAGUUUCAUGCUCAGGCCAUGGAAGUGCCUACCUAGAUGGCUUAGUUUUAGAUGGUGGAAAACCAGUUUGUGAAUGUAAUGGAUGCUAUACAGGCCAUGAUUGUUCAGAGCUUAUACCUGACUGCAUUGCAGACGCUGAUAGCGGAAACCCGACGUUCUUGGAGCCUUUCUGGAGGAAGAAUGCAGCAAGUAGUGCAACUAUGGUGGCAGGAUGGCAUCGCAUGGGCUAUGAAUUUGAAGAUGGUUCACUAACAUCUAAAGAACUGGAGAAGCAAAUACGAAAGCUGCAUGCUACAGCUGGGAAUGCAAUCACAGACGGCAAAUACAUAGUCUUUGGCGGUGGCUCGACUCAGCUUCUUAGUGCAGCGGUAAAUGCUCUUUCAUCCAAGGUUUCAUCAUCACCUACAAAGGUCGUUGCAUCUGUGCCAUAUUACCCGGUUUAUAAAUCUCAAACAGAACUCUUCAAAUCAAUGAAUUUCAACUUCAGUGGAGAUACAAUGUCGUGGAAAAGAUCAUCAAAUUCUUCAAUGAAUUUCAUUGAGUUUGUCACUUCGCCUAACAACCCUGAUGGUCAGUUAAAGACUGCCAUCCUUCGAGGCCCGAAUGCCAAGCAAAUUCAUGAUCUCGCCUACUAUUGGCCACAUUAUACGUCAAUUCCAUCUCCAAUAGAUGAAGAUCUCAUGAUUUUCACACUUUCUAAGCUCACCGGUCAUGCUGGAAGCCGUUUAGGGUGGGCAGUCAUCAAAGACGAAAAUGUAUAUGACAGAAUGGUGAAUUACAUCGAUCUAAACACCUAUGGAAUAGCCAGAGAAACUCAGCUGAGAGCUUCGAAGCUUUUAAAUGUAGUCCUUCAAGGGGAUGGACGAAAUUUCUUUGACUUUGGCUAUGAAACUAUGAAGUUACGAUGGCAAAAAUUAAGGAAAAUUUUAUCAGCAUCAUCAAAACGAUUCUCCAUCCAAGAACUCAAGCCACAUUAUUGCACAUUUUCAUCAGAAAUAAGGUCUCCUGCUCCAGCUUUUGCUUGGAUCAAAUGCAACGAGGAAGAAGAGAAAGACUGUCAUGCUGUCCUACGUGCAGCAAAGAUCUUAGGCCGCCGAGGGCGUGUAUUUGGUGCAAACAGCAGCUACGUGCGUUUGAGCCUUGUCAAUAGCAAAGACGAAUUCAAUCUGUUGAUGCACAGACUUGAGAUGCUAGUUUUUGAGGAAGCAACAAAUUCAGUGGUCGAAUUUACUCUGGGAGACAACGAAAUGAGGAAUCGUUAUUACGUUCCACGGAAUGGUACCUCAGCCUCAGGCAAAGAUACUUGCGAAUCAAUAGAGGUCGCUCAAAUUAAUACUCAAACUUGUGCAGCGCAAUGA